AUAUAUAUAUUUAUUUAUAUCUAUAUAUAUAUAUUUACAUAAACUAAUUAUAGUUCGCUCUUUUUACUGGUAUUAUUUGAAGAAGAACUGCUGGUGGAAAUUUAUUUAAUUUCCAUUUUAAGAUAUUUUUAUUUGUGAACUUUUUGAGUUCGGGGAGUCGAUUUUGUGGUUAAUUUUAGUUAUUAGGAAUUUUGAGGUUGUUGAGUAAAUUAGGUUUAAUUAGGUGAUAUUGGUAAUAAACAGUAUUUUUACAAGGGUUAAGAAAAGACGGAAAAACUGGCGUUAGAUAAUUACUUGGAUUCUAGCCAGCAAGCGGCUCUAUCACGAAUGGGGACUGUUCGGGGUAAUGUUGGAAUGGGACAUUCGUCGUCGAGUUCUGGGAUUUUUUUUCAAGGAGAUAUGCAGUCUCAAGCUUUAGGUAAUUCACAUUUGGGGUCUUUUGGGAACUCUGCACCCGGAAAUAAUAUGCGUUCAAAUAUGGUACCUGUUUCUGGUGAUAUUACUAAUAGUAUUGGGGCUAGUUCGUUGGUUACUGAUGCUAACUCGGGGCUUUCAGGAGGAGGAGGUGGUGGUCCGCGUUUGCAGAGAAGUGCAAGUGCGAAUAAUGAAUCUUAUAUGAGAUUGCCUGCAUCACCGUUAUCGUUUACUUCGAAUAAUAUAAGCAUAUCUGGUUCUUCGGUUAUUGAUGGCCCGCCUGGAGGAAUGCAGCCGGGUUCUAAUCAAGAUCCACAUUCCCAACAACAAGCGGGUCCACGACAGGGACAAGGAGGUUCUAGUGCCACAUCGUUGCCUCCGCCACGAGUUAUGCAAGUUUCAGUGCCGAAUGGGUAUAAUGACAAUAUAUCGCACUUGCAGAAGAAACCACGGUUAGAUAUCAAGCAGGAGGAUAUUAUGCAACAACAGGUUGUACAGCAGCUAUUGCAAAGACAAGACUCGAUGCAGUUACAAAGCCCGAAUCCUCAAUUGCAAAGUUUGAUUCAGCAGCAGAGAUUAAGGCAGCAACAACAGCAACAUCAGCUGUUGCAGUCUCUUCCACCGGUUCAACGAGCACAUUUGCUUCAACAGCAGCAGCAACAGAUGCAGUUGAGGCAACAAUUGCAACAACAGAGCUUGCAACCUGCAAAUACAAUGAAACGCCCUUAUGAUGGUGGUGUAUGCUCGCGGAGACUGAUGCAAUACUUGUAUCAUCAGAGGCAACGGCCAGCUGAUAAUGGUAUUUCCUACUGGAGAAAGUUUGUGGCGGAAUAUUAUUCUCCACGUGCAAAGAAAAGGUGGUGCUUGUCUUUGUAUGAUAAUGUAGGACAUCACUCAUUGGGUGUAUUCCCACAGGCAGCUAUGGAUGCGUGGCAGUGUGAUAUCUGUGGGUCAAAAUCUGGAAGAGGCUUUGAGGCAACUUUUGAAGUACUGCCAAGGCUUAAUGAAAUCAAGUUCGGGAGUGGUGUUAUUGACGAGCUUUUGUUUCUAGAUAUGCCUCGGGAAUUUAGAUUUCCUUCUGGAAUAAUGGUGUUAGAAUACGGACAAGCUGUUCAAGAAAGUAUAUACGAGCAACUACGUGUUGUUCGUGAGGGUCAGCUUAAAGUUAUUUUCACCCCUGACUUAAAGAUAUUAACCUGGGAAUUCUGUGCUCGACGCCAUGAGGAGCUUCUUCCCCGUAGAUUGGUUGCACCUCAGGUUAAUCAGCUGUUACAAGUAGCACAAAAAUGCCAGUCUACAAUAACCGAAAGUGGUUCUGAGGGGGUCUCACAGCAAGACUUGCAGACAAAUAGUAAUAUGGUUGUGACAGCUGGCCGACAGCUUGCAAGGAGCUUGGAGUUACAGUCAUUGAAUGACUUGGGUUUUUCUAAAAGAUAUGUUAGAUGCUUGCAGAUAUCUGAAGUCGUCAAUAGCAUGAAAGACUUGAUGGAUUUCUGCCGCGACACUAAAGCUGGCCCAAUCGAGGGAUUAAAGACUUUCCCCCGACAAACAAGCUCGACCAAAUCUCAGAUGCAGAAGAUGCAGGAAAUAGAGCAGAUGACAAGCAGUAUCCCUGGUCUCCCAGCAGACAGAAAUGCACUUGGUAAAAUAGUAUCGCUGCAUCCUGGGCUCAACAAUCCAUUGAACAACAAUAAUCAUCAAAUUGGUAACCGAGGUGCUCCACUAAGCGGUUCAGCCCAAGCCGCACUUGCACUUUCCAACUACCAAAACAUGCUGAUGAGACAGAACUCCAUGAAUUCAAAUUCCCAACAAGAAGCUUCUUCUUCUUUCAAUAAUUUGAACCAAAACGGAUACCCAUUUCAGGGUUCUCCCAGUAUGGCGGUUAGUGGUGGUGGCGGCUUCCCACAGAGACCCAUGUUUCAGGCUCAACAGAACCACCAGCAGUCGCCUUCUCACAGUGGUAGUCAGGCCAUGCAACAACACAUGAUUCAACAGAUGCUUCAAGAUAUGAGUAAUGGUGGUGGUGGAGGGCCAAAGCCUUCAGUUUCAGGGCAGAGUGGUGCUAGUGGGAGUAUGAGUAUGGGUAGAGAAGGCUUAAGAUAUGGCAUGUCAUCAACCGGGACGUCACCAAGACCACCAGCUGUGCCAACCAGAAGCAACAGUUUCAAAUCAUCUGCGGCUGACGGGACUGGCAACAUAGUAAGUGGUGGUGGUGGCAAUCAGAAGGCUGUAACCACUGAUUUGGCGUCACAUUUGUGUGAUGACAUUGUUCAGGAUAUAGCUAGUGAGUUUACGGGAAAUGGAUUUUUUGACAAUGAUGAAUUGGAUGAGGGGAUGGGUUAUGGUUGGAAGGCAUAACUUGAAAUCUAUGUACAGCUGUAUUAUUGAAUCCUUAUAUACCUUAAUCUUUGUUUUCAUUUUCAGUUCUGUAGCCAUCUGCUAUUAAUUCUAGUUUUGAAGUAUCCACCACAUUGAACAAAUGUCAAUUUACAAGUUCUAGCUACAUUCGUAGGGUGGACUUUAAUAUAAAACAUUUAACUA
This is a messenger RNA of Erigeron canadensis, 2955 nucleotides long. RefSeq names its product probable transcriptional regulator SLK2. The transcript has 10 exons. The record is from RefSeq and is a predicted model, not a curated record. Gene Ontology annotation, biological process: positive regulation of transcription by RNA polymerase II; negative regulation of transcription by RNA polymerase II. Gene Ontology annotation, cellular component: transcription regulator complex; nucleus. Bases 328 to 2772 code for a protein of 814 amino acids. Lineage: Eukaryota; Viridiplantae; Streptophyta; Magnoliopsida; Asterales; Asteraceae.